Molecule: messenger RNA, 2628 nt
Organism: Helianthus annuus (common sunflower)
Lineage: Eukaryota; Viridiplantae; Streptophyta; Magnoliopsida; Asterales; Asteraceae
Product: protein KINESIN LIGHT CHAIN-RELATED 3
Exons: 3
Coding region: 340-2427 (695 amino acids)
Molecular function (GO): protein binding
Source: RefSeq, a predicted model, not a curated record
GGCUGUGGUUGGCAGAAGACUUUCGGUUCCAAAACAACUCUUUCCCUCUGACAUUCCACCCCUGCAGCACUAAUAAUAUCCAUCUUAAAUCCCUAUUUUACCCCUAGAUAUUUUCAUUAAUUCCCAUCCUACCCUUCCUUCUUCAUUGGCUCCCCAACUUGUCACAGAUACAACACACCACCAAUCACCUCAAAGAUAAAUUCUCCACCUGUUUCUUUAAUCUUUAUAACACCCUCAAAAAAAUAAAAACCUCAUAGUCUUUAAAAUUCCUUCAUGGGUUGUCACUAAGAUAAUUGAUACAUAAUUUAUUAUCUUGUAUUGAAGUUGUUUGCAAAUUGAAUGAUGCCUGGGUUGGCUAUGGAUGAAGUUGUUGAAGACAAGGUGUUUGAUGAAAUGCCUGAGAAAGAGAAUUCGUCAAAAAAUGAGAAUUUGGAGUUUACCAAGUCUCCGAACGAUGUAGGUUCGGUUGUUCAUGUGAAUCCUGGUGAUGCCGGUGCUUCUGGGGCGGUUGUUGAGCCGUCUAUAGAAGAACUUUACGAUAACGUGUGUGAUAUGCAGAGUACUGAUCAGUCUGUAUCUAGGCUGAGCUACGGAUCAGACGGUGAAGAAUCGAGAAUCGAUUCCGAGUUAAGGCAUUUGGUCGGUGGUGAGAUGAAGGAAGUUGAGAUUUUAAAAGAAAAUGAAGAGGGUGUUAAGCAAAAUGAAGAAGAAAGCUUGAAAUCCAACUCGUUAAAGAGCUCGAAGAAAGCAUCGCAAUCGCGUUUGGAGUCAGAAGCAAGUUCUAUAUCGAGUCCGAAGAGCAAAACCCAUAAAACAAACAGUCUUUUAGCAAAGAAAACGAACAAGAAAUCGAGGAAACCGGUUGUCGGUGAGGGUACUUCUAACGAAACAGAUAAAGACUCGGAUCGUGGCCCGUAUUUGCUUAAGCAAGCACGGGAUUUAAUGUCGUCGGGUUCUAACCCUCGUAAAGCACUUGAUUUAGCUCUUCAAGCAGCCUCUUGUUUCAAGAAAUCGUCAAACGGUAAACCAAAUUUAGAUAUCGUAAUGUGUCUACAUGUUACAGCUGCAAUAUACUGUAGUUUAGGCCAGUACAAUGAAGCUAUACCGGUUCUUGAAGAGUCUAUUGAAAUCCCAGUGGUCAACGAAAGUCAAGAUCACGCUCUCGCUAAAUUUUCCGGUUUAAUGCAGUUGGGUGAUACUUAUUCUAUGUUGGGUCAACUUGAAAAUUCGUUGAAAUGUUAUACAGUCGGUUUGGAAGUACAACGAGAGGUUUUGGGCGAUUCGGAUCCAAGAAUCGGUGAAACGUGUAGGUAUCUUUCGGAAGCUUAUGUUCAAGCACUUGAUUUUAACGAAGCCGAAAGAUUUUGUAAAAUGGCUAUUGAGAUCCAUGUAAAGAACGGUUUGCAAGCGGAAGAAGCAGCCGAUAGGCGGCUCAUGGGUCUGAUUUACGAGUCAAAAGGUGACCAUGAAGGUGCUCUCGAGCAUCUAGUUUUGGCUAGUAUGACCAUGGUGGCUAUCGGGCAAGAAAGCGAGGUAUCGUAUGUAGAUUUAAGCAUUGGCGACACGUAUUUAUCGUUAUCUAAAUACGAUGAAGCUAUAUUCGCGUAUCAGAAAGCACUCACGUCUCUUAAAUCAUCCAAAGGCGAAAACCAUCCGUCUGUUGCUUCUGUUUACGCCCGUUUGGCUGAUUUAUGUAACAAAACAGGGAAAUUUAAAGAAUCAAAAUCAUACUGCGAAAACGCACUUCGUAUAUACGAGAACCGCGUUUCGGGAAUCCCGUUAGAGGAAAUUGCUUGCGGUUUCACCAACAUUUCUGCUAUUUACGAGUCUAUGGAUGAGAUCGACCAGGCACUCGAGUUACUUCACAAAGCGUUAAAAAUAUACAACGACGUUCCAGGUCAGCAAAGCACGAUUGCGGGUAUAGAAGCUCAAAUGGGCGUAAUGUAUUACGUGUUGGGAAAAUACUCGGAAUCUUAUGAUUCUUUCAGAAACGCCAUUUCUAAGCUUCGUGUAAGUAGUGAGAAGAAAUCUGGUUUUUAUGGGAUUGCACUUAAUCAAAUGGGACUCGCGUGUGUGCAACGGUAUGCCAUAAACGAAGCUAUAGAAUGCUUUGAAGAAGCUAGGACCGUCUUGGAACACGAGUGUGGUGCUUUUCACCCUGAUACGCUUGCGGUUUAUAGCAAUCUUGCAGGCACUUAUGAUGCAGUUGGAAGGUUGGAUGAUGCAAUCAAGAUAUUGGAACAUAUAGUUGAGGCUAGAGAGGAGAAGCUAGGGACUGCGGGUUUUGAUGUGGAGGAUGAGAAAAAGCGAUUAGCGGAGUUAUUGAAAGAGGCCGGGAAAGUUAGAAGCCGAAAAGCUAGAUCAUUAGAGACCCUUUUUGAUUCAAAUGAUCAAUCAAAAACCAGCAAUGAGGUUAUUGAGGUAUGAUGAUGAUGGUGGUGGUGGUGAUUUGAUCUUGAAACAAUGUAUCAUAUAAGUUUAUAAACACAUAAUUAUGUCUUUGAGGAUUGAUUGUUUGAUGUAUUUGUAUUUAUAUUGCUUCUAUGAGUUCUUGAUUUUUGUAAUUAUUUGUAUAUGAUGAGAUGCUUCUAUAUGGUAUACACAAUCAUGAGAUUAUCUUUAAGAUUA